Aureobasidium musti is the source of this 591-nucleotide messenger RNA. NCBI's taxonomy places the organism in Eukaryota, Fungi, Ascomycota, Dothideomycetes, Dothideales, Saccotheciaceae. The record is from the annotation of a GenBank genome assembly.
AUGAAGCCCUCAGAAGUACACUGGGCAGACCCAAUCUUUCAACCACAGAGAAGACUCAAGGUCAUUUGUAUUGGCGCAGGAGCAUCUGGCCUCUUGAUCGCCUACAAACUCCAAAGGCAUUUUGCAGACUUUGAUCUCACCGUAUACGAAAAGAACGAGGAUGUGAGCGGCACAUGGUUCGAGAACAAAUGUGCUUGCGACAUUCCUAGCCACAACUAUACCUACUCGUUCGAACCUAAAGCCGAUUGGAGUGCAACUUAUGCGUCGUCUGAAGAGAUCCAUGGCUACUUCAAGCAGUUCGCGGUCAAAUACGGGUUGAAGAAGUAUAUACAGCUGCAGCACACUGUGACUGGCGCUCGAUGGGGUGAGAAAGAAGCCAUGUGGCAUGUCACUGUCUUGAACACAGUCACUCAAGAGAUUCUCGAGGACACUUGUCAUGUCCUAAUCAACGCUGCCGGUUACCUCAACACCUGGAAAUGGCCUUCGAUACCCGGUUUGCAAGAUUACAAUGGAAAAUCCUUGCACAGCGCAUCCUGGGAUCCCUCUAUCAGUUUGCAAGAUCAGGUUGUCGGUGUUAUUGGCAAUGGGUAA